Messenger RNA from Clarias gariepinus (North African catfish), 2888 nucleotides. RefSeq lists its product as uncharacterized. The transcript has 14 exons. Gene Ontology annotation, biological process: resolution of meiotic recombination intermediates. Bases 86 to 2887 code for a protein of 933 amino acids. The record is from RefSeq and is a predicted model, not a curated record. Gene Ontology annotation, molecular function: single-stranded DNA binding; ATP hydrolysis activity. Lineage: Eukaryota; Metazoa; Chordata; Actinopteri; Siluriformes; Clariidae. Gene Ontology annotation, cellular component: condensed nuclear chromosome.
AAUCCUGUCAGAAAGUGAGAUGAAAGUUAGCAUUGCAGCUAAUAAAUUCAUGAGGAAGAAAUAAUUAAGGGUGUUCACAUGAUCCAUGUUCUCAGCUGUGAAGUACAGAGCUAUUGACUAUAACUAUGAGGCUUCAGUCAGGCACAGGAUGAUGAUGAGUUCACUGAUGCUCCCGGUUCCUGUUGAGCUGGAGAAUAAGAUCUACACACACUCGGGGAGGCUGCAGGAUGAUUCGUACCGUAGGCCGUGGUCUGGAAGUUUAGGCACCCCGUAUAAACUGGAAUUCACCGGAUCUGUGUUAGACUGUGUGAAGACUGAGCUUUGUCCGGUGGAGUGUGUGGAACGGUUUACAGUGUGCACAGGGAACUUGGGAGAGGAUGUGGUGCGGAGCUCUAACCCUGCGUCUCCGAGCUGUGUGGAUUCUCAGGACGCUCGCUGCCUGCUGAACAGAGGAGAGAAAGCAGACGAGCAGGACGAAUGGACGGAGACUUUUCCUGAGGUUGAUGUGAACUCAGUCUACUUGAGUGAGCGAGAUUUAUUCCUUCCUGAGGAGGUGAUGAUGAGUGACAAUCAGCUGAAGAGUUAUCUCCCUUCACUCAAAACACUACUGCAAAGACUAAAACCUUACCUUGUGUCAGAUCUACUGGAUCUCCAUCAAACUGGAUUACUACUUACUGAACACAUCACGACUGGGGAGUUCUGUCCAUACUCUCCUGUUCUGUCCUGUGAGGCACCAGCGAGCUGCUCAGACCCUCAGUGGGAUAUCGAGGAGUUCGGGAAAGAGACGUUUCUGCACACUGAGGAUCUCAUGCUACCAGAUUUCAUUGAAACUGAUGUACUCCAGAAGCAGGAGGUCACCUCAUCUCAUCUCAUCCAGCUGCGAGAAGCUCUGAACGUGACUCCAGUGGUAGAAGAAGAACAUGUUCCUGUAUUAGACGCUCUGAAGAGAGACACGGUCACGGCAUCCGAGUGGGAGACUUUCACUGCUCCUGUGACUGACAUCACUGACUCUGAAAGGACAAUCUCUCCACCUCCUUUUAGAUCCUGUGUGGAUCUUGAGUUAGACCUGGUUCUGUCUCCUCUUCAUCCUCCUCCUCCUCCUUCUCCUGAUUGGAGGCUGUCUCUGUCCACUAAUCAGUUUUCAGCUGAGACGCUGUCACCUGUCGAGAGAGUGUGCCUGCUGUCAGAGAGUAAACGGAAGAUCCUGGAGAAAGAGGUGUGUGUGGCAGAGAAACAUCCUCCGUGUGUGGCUAGACUUCUGAUGGCAGAGCCAUGUGUACCCGCACCUCCGGUGAGACGUCAGUCCCUUCCCGAGCUGCUCUCCUCACUCCAGCUCAAGCCGGAAUGUGAUGGCACGGACACGUCCAGCUCCGCUUUACUGCUACCACCGCUGCCGCCUGACUCUAUUCUCAUACAAGUCCUGACUGUAGAGACACACACGGCCGUGAAGACGCCCAUCCCUGAGGAGGACACGAUAGAGCAGUUCACACCGCUCUCUCUCACUCAGAUAGAUGAAAUGCUGGGAGUCUCUGAAACUGUGGCUUCACCCGUCGUGGAGCGUAGAGCUACAGAGACCGUCGCUGCCGCUCCUGCAGGACGAACCAUACGCAAGACAAAAACCGUGACGUUCAAUCUCCCGGACCACGAUUCUCAGGAACGAAGUACUGAACACAAACACCGCGCCCGGUCAAAAACACGCCCGGCGACUCCUUCCACCAGAAAUCCUCGUAGUGAGACGUUAGAGAACAUGGUUAAAAAGUCCAUCCUGAUGAAUUCAGGAUCAAAGCCAGUGAAUUAUCACCAUUCAGAAUCAAAGGACACUUGUGUUAGUAACAGUCACUUCAGUUUCUCUAAGAGUCAGGAGAGCUCUGUGAAUUCAGGCGUUCUCAGUCUUUACAAGGUGCUCUUAGUCAACACAAGCCUGCUGAAGUGCGAAUCACACACUUCCGCUCACACUCUGCCGACAAGAGACAAGGAGCUGAUUAGUCAUGAUAACACUUCAGGUGGUACAAACUGCGUAAAAACAAACUCUGAGAAAUCGACGAGAAAUUUCAGACUGCACUACACACACUCUGCUGCUCAUAAUCAGUCAGCAAAAAACACAUGCACUAAGUCCAACACUUCUACACUCACCGCUGUUCACAGGAAUACUGUACAAAAGCUCCACCCUGAGACCACCACGCCCGUAAACAGAGACCCCAGUCUGUGCUCCACACCAAGGAAAUAUCCAACAAGUCCACAGAGAGAGCUGCGAUUAGAGAACCACGACAACACAAAUCAUCACGAUCAUCUCUCUACGAAGAGCAGAACAGGUUCCUUCACAACCCCAGACCACGCACGUGCAUAUUCAUUCAAAGCCACACCUUCAGCACCGCUGCUCUCCAAUAAACCGAGUUACACACAUGAGGACUCAUCCAAAAAGGAGGGCUUUAGCACGCAGGACGCAAAGACAUCUUUCACUUAUUCAGUGAAACACACACCUGGUAAUCUUACAAAUCAUCCCAGUAAUGUCCUUCCUGAAAAUCUGUUGAAAAACCAGACUGUGCUGAAGUCCCUUUCAACACCGCUCUCUCACAGAGGGACAGUGUCACACACUACAAGUGCUUCAGAAACGCCAAAACAGUUCAGUGUGCCCCAGAAUGCAGGAGUGACCCAGACACCAUGCAGACCUGCUCACCGAGGAGACGGAGGGACACCACAGUCAGCUGGAGUGAGAAAUACGAGUUCAACUGGUCACGUAACUCUGGAGAGCUUGGACCCCGUGUCCUCCUUCAUGAUGCUGAGAGGUGUCCUGAGGUUUCCGGUGGAGCAGAAACCUGAAGCACCACCGCUGCGUAUCACAGGUGAACAGACAGACUGGUUAUUCUCCGUAGUGUCAGUUGGGUGAA